AAAUAAAAUAAAGUACGAAUGCAAAGCAGCAGCCUUAUACUAUGCUCAGGAGUUGUUCACCUCCAUUGCUCUUGCUGAGGAUGCUGUCAUCAUCAACUCAUGCCUUAAACCCUAACCCUACAUUUCUAACUCCUAUGAAAUCAACCACCCAAACCAUUAGUUCAUCGCAAAAUCAUAAUCACCCUCUACUCUUCUCUAAUAACGCUAAGGUCUCUCUUUCAAAUUCACACAAAUUACCUCAAAACAUGACAGUCUCCAGCUGCUUCUCUGGGUCUGUUAGCACAGACCAACUUAGCAUUUCGGGCGCACCCGGAUCCAAUAACUCGAACCCAGAAUCAACUCUUGUAGUGGUUUCUUUCUACAAAUUCGCUGAUUUUCCUGACUAUGCUGACAUGAGAAAGCCCUUAAAAGAGCUUUGUGAAGAAUUGCGUGUUUCAGGUGGGAUCAUUCUUGCACCAGAGGGAAUUAAUGGCAGUAUCUGUGGGACUUGGGAAUCAGUGGAGAAUGUUCUUGGAUUCAUCCAAAGUGAUGACAGGCUAAAGGGGUUAAGACAAGUGGAGUCACCUGUUAGUCCCGAGGAGGAAGCUAUCCAUCAUGGACACACAAGUGGUUCUCCUCUUGCUGCAGGGGAAGAUGCACCCUUCCGCUGGGAUCAUGUGAGGGUCAAGUUGAAAAAAGAGAUUGUUACUCUUGGAAUGCCCUCAAUCUCACCUAAUGAAAGGGUUGGGAAGUAUGUGAAGCCAAGGGACUGGAAUGCAUUGAUUAGUGAUCCAGAUACAGUGGUAGUUGAUGUGCGAAAUAACUAUGAAACUAGAAUUGGGAAGUUCAAAGGAGCUGUUGAUCCUUGUACCACAGCAUUUCGUGAAUUUCCAUCUUGGGUGGAUGAUGAGCUCCAACAUUCAGAAACUGAUGAGGUGAACUGUUCUGGUGGAAGCACUGAUAAAGAAACGAAGAGCCCAAACAAGAAAAUGCCUCAGAAAGUUGCAAUGUACUGCACAGGAGGAAUUCGAUGUGAAAAGGCUUCGAGUUUUCUCCUUUGCAAAGGUUUCAAAGAGGUUUAUCAUUUGGAGGGUGGGAUUCUGAAAUACCUUGAGGAAAUUCCAAAGUCAGAGAGCUUGUGGGAGGGUGAGUGCUUUGUUUUCGACAAACGGGUCUCAGUGGAGCAUGGUUUGGAACAGGGAACUUUCAAGCUUUGCUAUGGAUGUAAGCAACCAGUUAGUGAUGCUGACAUGGAAGCACCGGAGUGGGAAUAUGGAGUUUCUUGUCCCUAUUGUCAUUCAUCAAAAUCUGAAGAAGAGAAGGAGAGGGCAAGAGCUCGGCAAAGGCAGUUUGAAACUUGGGGCGUUAUUGGGGGUCCUGAUAAGGGUCGCCGACCCACCUUUAAACCAGAUAGUAACAACAGUGAUGCUAAACAGCAGCUUUCAAGUACAUUUUAGCUAGUGUGGAAGACGAGAUAUAACAUGGAUGGUUUCGAUGGAACUUGCUUCCAAUGGUUUCUAUAUUUUCUCCUCUUGCUGUGGAUUGUCUCUCUUCCCCUUCAAAAGCACGUUGUUUGUCCAUUUCACCAUGAAUAAAUGGCUUUG
Populus euphratica (Euphrates poplar) is the source of this 1583-nucleotide messenger RNA. Its product is annotated as Rhodanese/Cell cycle control phosphatase superfamily protein. The transcript has 5 exons. Lineage: Eukaryota; Viridiplantae; Streptophyta; Magnoliopsida; Malpighiales; Salicaceae. The record is from RefSeq and is a predicted model, not a curated record. Bases 42 to 1436 code for a protein of 464 amino acids.